Messenger RNA from Saccoglossus kowalevskii, 1894 nucleotides. RefSeq names its product trace amine-associated receptor 1. NCBI's taxonomy places the organism in Eukaryota, Metazoa, Hemichordata, Enteropneusta, Harrimaniidae. Gene Ontology annotation, molecular function: G protein-coupled receptor activity. The record is from RefSeq and is a predicted model, not a curated record. Gene Ontology annotation, biological process: G protein-coupled receptor signaling pathway. Gene Ontology annotation, cellular component: membrane.
CGACUUAAUUGAUGGCUUUUUUUUUUUGCUCACCGAAUCUUUCUGGAAUUGACCAACUGAGUAUUGGCCUGUGCCUUAAUUUAACCGUCGUGUAAAGUGUGUGUGAAUUGAAACAUCUACGACGUAUUAAGUAGGGGAGUCGAGAUAGUCACAGAUACAGUAAGUAACCGAGUAUCUUUUUUGGAUUAUAAAGAAUGACAUUCGAUAGUACCACACUAGAACUGCGCAUGUGUUUACAAGUCAGCGUUUUGCACUCCGAGAUACACCUAUGAUCUAUCCCAACGUCAUAUUUGGCGGGACCCGUAUUGCUAGUAUACUGUGAUAUCGAAGUUGCUAUGGAUACCGGAUGAUAACGAUAAUGCGUUCGUUCUUCCACGUAUAGAUGACCCGAGCCUUUGGAAUUAUUGUAAGCGAAGAAUUCAAUAUCGAGAUGGCGGCAAUCGAGCUACCCGUGACGAAUUUGACCGCUGAGCUAUCAGACGCCCAUUUAAUACCGUACCGGAACCAUGCCGUUAAGCUAUUUCUGUCUUUUACGAUGGUACUCAUAAUUACCGUAAGCCUUUUCGGAAACGGAUUGGUCGUACUUAUUGUCAUACUGAACAAAAAGAUGAAAACCCGCACGAAUCUUUUAAUAAUAAGCUUAGCAAUCGCGGAUAUCGGUUUAGCUGCCAUAGCGAUGCCAUUUUCGCUGAUUACUGUGCUUCGGGGAGACUGGCUCUUCAGUAAGGAGCUCUGCUACUUCAAUGCUUUUACCAACGCGCUUUUCUUCAUCGCGUCUUUACACGGCCUCAUGUACAUCAGCAUAUUCAAAUACUUUUGUAUCUUGAGACCAUUAAAACGGAUCGUCACAAAGAAGAAAACCAUACUAAUGAUCGUCGGAAUAUGGGCCACGGCUGUGGUUUGUGCGAUUGGGCCUUUUUUCAGCUGGACUACAAACGAGUACAAACCGGGCGCCACACAGUGCGGACCUGCGUACCCGGAGAGCGUCAAACAGAAAACGCACGCCGUGUUUGUUGCCACCACGGGAUACGUUAUUCCCCUUUCCACGAUGGCGUUCUGCUAUGGCAGAAUGUUCUUCGCCAUUCAUGCACACGCAAAACGUAUGAAGAAAAACACAUCAAUUUUACCAACUUCAAUUUCGAACACUCAGAAAAAGGCUACGAUAACUAUGUUCAUAGUCAUGGCGAUCUUCGUCCUAUGCUGGACGCCCUACUUCGUCUAUGCAAGCUGUUUGAUUGUCAGGGGAUUCCAUUAUUUGCCGUUAUGGUUUAACUCAUUUGCAUAUUGGUGCGGAUAUGCAAAUUCUGCCAUUAAUCCCAUGGUUUAUGUAUGGAGAUAUGAAUCUUUCAGGAAGGCAUUCAGAAAGCUGCUGUGCUGUCACAGCCAACUAUUGUUGUCAGGGAGUUCUCCCAUGGGUGACAUGUCGCCGGUAUCUUCGAGAAAAACUAGCAUAAUCCCCACGCCACCACUCGCUGUUAGAUAUACCAAAAUAAGUCUAUCGAACAGUUUGCAGACAACACCUACCGGAAGUCCUAAAAUUAGAAUCAUUCAGCCUCCUCCUUUGCCCGAACUUAAACUAAACGGAAUAAACCACAAAUAUGAUACAGAAAACGUACCAGAAGGUCAUAUUAAAUUUGAUUUGACCGUGGGUGACAAUGACAUCUCGAGGAGCGAGGCUAAUCUCGCUGCUAUCUUCGUGAAUGUCGAAGACGGCCUUGGAAGACGGAAAAAGACAAGUAGAAGAGAAAGCAUUGCUAAAUUUUUCAGGACAAGAUUCAAGAGCGUAUCCAACCGAGAUGACAUCAGUGGCGAAUCGGAAUCUGAAAACGAUGCACUACAUGCAACGUCUUGCCCAAGUCUAGCCUUUACUGCCAAUCAGAUAGAGAAUAAUUGA